Messenger RNA from Prunus avium (sweet cherry), 1165 nucleotides. Its product is annotated as Ribosomal protein S18. The record is from RefSeq and is a predicted model, not a curated record. Gene Ontology annotation, cellular component: mitochondrial small ribosomal subunit; ribosome. Gene Ontology annotation, biological process: translation. NCBI's taxonomy places the organism in Eukaryota, Viridiplantae, Streptophyta, Magnoliopsida, Rosales, Rosaceae. Gene Ontology annotation, molecular function: small ribosomal subunit rRNA binding; structural constituent of ribosome.
AAGCCCUAACAAAACAGACCCGAGCUCUCUCUCUCUCUCUCUCUCCUGCUCUCAUCUUCUUCAGUCUUCCUUCCAUCUCCUGCUCGCCAGUGGCCCCAGAAAUGAAAGGUGUUCGAUUUGCUUUGCGAUCCUUCAACGAUGACGUUUCACGCCGAUUUCAUCAGCCACAUAUGAGAACCCUCUCCACAUAUGUAACAUCAGGCGGUGAAGUGGAUGAUAAGAACAAUCCUAAUUCAUUUGAAUCUCCGGAUGAGUUUGAGCGGCGUAUUUUCGGUGAAACUUCUGGGGGUAAUUUUAGAUCAGAUGCCUUUUUCACGAAGCUUGAUAGGCUCGGGAUGGGUCGUGAUGGACAGGGUUUGAAUCCUUCUGGAGGAGGUGGAAGUGGAAGUGGUUCUCAUAUACUCGACGGCUUAGAUGAAAGUUUUAACACAUUAUCAGAUGGAAUGGAUGGAAAAUUAGAGAAAGCAGCCACCGACUUUGAUAUUGAUUACGAGGAAAUAAACCAAGAGGAAUAUUCUUACAGACCAGAUGUGAAUUUUGAGCUAGGAAUGACUUAUGACCUUAAAGAUCUUGAUCUUACUAAGCCAGGAGUGCGUAAGUUUACCCAAAGGGAUGAGUUUGAAGUAACUACAAAGGAAGUUCUUAGAAAAGCUGAUUUCAGGAAUGUGAGAUUCCUGGCAAAUUUCUUAACAGAUGCUGGAAUUCUCAUCAAAAGAAGCAAGACUGGGAUCAGCGCCAAGGCCCAGAGGAAGGUCGCUAGGGAAAUCAAAACAGCUCGAGCUUUUGGUUUAAUGCCUUUCACGACAAUGGGGACAAAGUCAUUUGUUUUUGGGAAAACUAUGGAGGCUCUCGAUCAAGAUUACGAAUACGAAAGUUAUGAUAACCCUAUGGAUGCAGAUGGAAAAGACCCACUGGGGCCCUUUUAGCUUGUAUGGAGGGGAUCUUGAAUCAGUAGAAUUCAGUUGACAGCACAACUACAAACCUGCCCCUAUCCCCACAAGAAUAUACAGAAGGAGAAGAAAAUGAUGGAAAAAGAUGGGUUCUUAAUUAAGGUGAAUUCCGGGAUGUUGGUAACUCCAUGUUUCUGGUUGGUACGUAGGUUAAUUCGUUUUUAUUUUUUGUAGUUGGUAUACAUUUACUGUAAUAACAGCCCAAGUAAUUCCCC